Amborella trichopoda is the source of this 842-nucleotide messenger RNA. RefSeq names its product RING/U-box superfamily protein (gene XERICO). NCBI's taxonomy places the organism in Eukaryota, Viridiplantae, Streptophyta, Magnoliopsida, Amborellales, Amborellaceae. The record is from RefSeq and is a predicted model, not a curated record.
GAAGAGCAGUGGAAAAGCCGUCAGAAGUCUAAUCCAGUCCGUGAGAUUUCACUCAAUCGAUGAAUCUCUUUCAUUUUCACUGAUACACACCGUUGGUUACUUCAGUGUUACUAAGAGAAAGAAAGCUUGAUCGAAUUCCAAAGAGAUCGUUUCAUCCUAGACUUUGGAACAAUCUACAGAUCUCUAAUGGGGCUCUCAAGUCUUCCUGCACCUUCAGAAGGGGUCCUCUCCAUCCUCGUAGUGAAUGCAGUCUUAUCCAUAACUCUAAUCAAGGAGAUCCUUCGCUCAGUCCUCCAUGUCGUUGGACUCCGGCCAGCCCAUUCACCGGAGUCCAGCGACUUACCGGAUGUUGACCCCUUUCCUCCUCCACAGUCAGAGCUUUUCAGACACAGGAUUCCUGCAAUGCCAUAUUUUACAGUAAGACGGGAUUCGCAGGAAAACGAGUGCCCCGUCUGUUUGUCUCCGUUCGAGCCAAAUGCAAGGGUCAGCCAAUUGGCUUGUGGCCAUGUCUUUCACAAGGCAUGCUUGGACAAGUGGCUUGACUACUGGCACAGUACAUGCCCGUUGUGUAGGUACUAUCUGGGCCAUGGAGACACUGGAAGGGCUUGGUUUUGAGAGGAAAAUAUGAGGUUUGUGUUUUGUACAAAAUAUGGAAGAGAGAGAGACAUGAGGAAUGGGAGAGGUAUUUUUGUUAGUGUAUAGACUAUUGCCUCUUUGAGAGUGUUUUGUGCAGUUGUGUGUUUGAGUGGGUGCUAUGUAUAUACAGUCUUGUGGACAUGGAAUGCACAGGGUAUACAUGUUUAUGGCAAGAAAUUUUCAGGCAUUUUUUCACUGGUUUUGCA